CAGAAAGCGAGAACGGUCAUGCAAGAAAACGUCGAAAGAAGCAACAGCCAUCAAGUGCUACUAUUGAUGUCGCUGAUGGAGACGAUGCGUCUGCGCCGGCUGCUCGCAGUGAUGGCUGUGCUGCUGCAGUACCAGUAGCAGUAUCUUCAGCGUCAGCUUCGUCAUCAUCUGGUGGAAAUAGGCACAACAAUGAGGCUGCGUUAGUUGUGAAUGAGACAGGUGAUCUUUUUGAUUCUGCCUCUGAUGACGGUCAAGAAGAUGCUGAAGGCGGCGACGCGUCAUCUGAUGACGCAGCUUUAAACAAUCAAGAGCAGGCUGAGCAUGAUAAUCCGGCUGUAGCUGAUAAAUCAAAGCAGGCCCCUCCUAUCGGGUUUCUAUCUGAGCCACUUAUGCCUGCAGCUGCUGCGUCGAGUUCUAGUAGGAGUCGACCAAAGACUAUGAUGGAGGCGAAGUCUGCAGAAGAACUUGUAGAAGAGCGACGCUUGAGGGUUUUAGAACAACAAGAGACAGCGGACGCAGGGGCGGAGCACUUCAACAUUCGCCAGAAAGGUUUCUGGUCCAUGGACGCGGACGGACAUGAAAACGUCACUAUCCGCCCACUGAACAAGAUGCUGCAAGAACGAAUGAAAAAGACCUUGGAGCACAGUACUCACAUCCAGGACAUCUUUCAUACUCAAGGAACGUCGGGGAAGCGCUUCUACAGUAAGCGCAAAGGCAUUAAGCGCGAGGACAGGAAUAGCGUCUUUCCCGUGAUAUUCUUGGAGACGUGGAUGCGGCGCGCCAUGUUUUUGAUGUGCACGCCAAAGAGUAUUACUCAUACCGAAUUUGUGAAGCGUUGGACGACACUCAUUCAGGCCCGCUGGACAGAGGCCGCGAGGUGUACGGUGAGUGACGCACAGAAGAAAGACUUCAGAGCGUUGACGAGACUGAAGCUACAAGAUGUGGUAGAUGUGCAAACGGUCAUGGAAGAGAAAGAUAUCUCAUAUGCUACAAGGCCGAAACAAAUGCAAUAGUUACGAAUACAGUCCUCAGUUUUCUUUAUUAUGAGACACGUUGAUCUUUAUAGUAUUGGCAAAGGGUGUGGUAGGUCCAGUGAUAAUGCAUAUUGAUUCUGAUACGAUUGAUGCGGUUCCUAAAACAAAUAUACACUUCUUAGAGGGCGUUUUGAUUUCAAUAAAACAUUCUUUGAAAGCGUCAAGUAUUGACUUCCCUCGUGAAUAUGGUUGCUGCCGUGUUUAAAUGUUUGCAAAACAGCACGAGAAAUUUUCAAAAAAUAUUCAAAAAAUUUUCAAAAAAUUUUCAUUCUAUUUGAAAUGAAAAUUUUUUGAAAAUUUUUCAAACGGUGGUGCGAAUUUUCACCCUGUUUUUUUGAUUUAGGAUUAAAUUUCUGAUUUUGAACCUGAUGUGAAAAUUUUUCGGGUACCCCAAAAAAUUUUCAAAAAAAAACGCUUCAAGCGAUCAGAAUUGUGUAAUUUCUUUUUGCUGAUUUUUCGCGAGAUCAAUGCCAAAGCUUCACAUGCAGGCGAAUGCGCCCGGCAGCAACCUUUCGCUGGGGGGUCGUAGUAUGUCUAUCUUAAUAGUUGGAUCCCACUCAGACUCAUGUGGCAGCCCUUUUCUUAAUGAUUUGAUACAAUCUGUCUUCAGUGAGUUACUUAGAUGUGAAAGACUAAUUGCGUUUAGACUCCAAGCGUUGGUUGCUGAAGUCAUGAAGUGCGAGUGAUCAAAAUACUGCGACCUUAAAUUGUGGCUG
This is a messenger RNA of Amoebophrya sp. A25, 1750 nucleotides long. NCBI's taxonomy places the organism in Eukaryota, Dinophyceae, Syndiniales, Amoebophryaceae. The record is from the annotation of a GenBank genome assembly.